CUUUUUUUGGCGGGGGUAAUAAUCAGUUAGUCAUGUCUGGUCGCGGUAAAGGUGGCAAGGGACUUGGAAAAGGGGGCGCUAAGCGUCAUCGGAAGGUCCUUCGCGAUAACAUCCAAGGUAUUACCAAACCGGCUAUCCGUCGUUUGGCUCGUCGUGGCGGUGUCAAGCGUAUUUCUGGGUUGAUCUACGAAGAGACCCGUGGCGUGUUGAAGGUGUUUUUGGAGAACGUCAUCCGCGAUGCUGUCACUUACACGGAGCACGCUAAGCGUAAAACGGUUACAGCCAUGGAUGUGGUGUAUGCUCUGAAACGCCAGGGCCGCACUCUGUACGGGUUUGGUGGUUAGACUUUUUCUUUUCACAUCUGAUUAACAACGGCUCUUCUCAGAGCCACCCACGUUUUCACAGUAAGAGCUGUGUCUGAGCUCGGGAAGGAAGACGUUGCAGAGGGGAAAAUACUUCGUAGUAGAAAUUCUGGUCUAAGCAACAAGUUUGUCACUCUACUGUACAGAUACAUCUCUAUUUCAGUGCUGAUUUAUGUAGAGCUGCGGGGUUGAAGCAUGAAGGUCUGAAAAUGGCAAGUAAAACUGCUAAAAGAAACACGCACUAAACUCUAAC
Messenger RNA from Mauremys reevesii (Reeves's turtle), 615 nucleotides. Its product is annotated as histone H4. Gene Ontology annotation, molecular function: protein heterodimerization activity; structural constituent of chromatin; DNA binding. NCBI's taxonomy places the organism in Eukaryota, Metazoa, Chordata, Testudines, Geoemydidae. The record is from RefSeq and is a predicted model, not a curated record. Gene Ontology annotation, cellular component: nucleosome. The transcript has a single exon. Bases 33 to 344 code for a protein of 103 amino acids. Gene Ontology annotation, biological process: nucleosome assembly.